CGGGAUUCAUUUCUCUCUCUCUCUCUCUUCUGUAUCUAUGUAUGUAUCGGCCUUGAGUGAUUCCAAAAAGCAUGCCGUGUUUAUUGGGUGUGGAAAUCCCGCCAACCCUUUUUACCCUUUUUCUUUUUAUUAAAUUGUUUUCCUCUUUCCUCUCUCAACUUUACACGGCGUGUUGAGGGAUUCUGUAUCAUUUUUUUUCUUCUUCUUCUUCCGAUCUGACGGGAAAUCGGGAUUUUUUCCUUAUUCCCCCCCACCCCACCCCCCAUCUGGGUAUCAUUGGGCUCCAUUCUGCUCGGCUUCGAUUGUGCAGUGCAGAAUUUGAGAUCCAUAGGCCAGACAGACGUUUGCUGAUAAUCAAGAUAACCAAUGAUCUCUUUUAGCAUUUCAUUGAUAAAGCUGUUGACCAGCUCGGCUAUUUCUGAUCCCAUUAUUCUUGGAUGGCUUAUAGCCGGAUUAUUCAGCCUAUUCGUUAUCAUAUACGGUGCUCUCAAAUGGCAUAAAAAGAUUUCUCUUAAUUGGGUAAAGGCAGCGGCUAGGGCAAAGAAAGAAGCUAGAAAAAAGUUGAAGGUUCCAUUAUCGCAUCACACAUGGAUGGAAGAUUCGACAACAAAUGGACAACCAUCCACGUGCUGCGUUUGUCUAAUGCCUCUGGCUCAACCCCAUACUUUAGCGAAAGCUGCUUUGGGAGGAGGAGGUGCAGUUAUUAGCCGUUGCUGUAUUUGCGACGUGGCUGCACAUUCGUGUUGUUCUCAAUUCGCGGCAAGAGAUUGUAAAUGCCCGGCUCAAGCUGAUUUCAGCCACGUUCAACACCACUGGUCAGAAAGAUGGAUUAACACAGACGAAAAUUCAGAGGCAUCUGCGUUCUGCUUUCACUGCGACGAACCUUGUGGGAUUCCUUUCUUCGAUGCUUCGCCUGCAUGGCAUUGUUUAUGGUGUCAGCGGCUUAUACAUGUUAAAUGUCAUGCAAAAUUGUAUGAAGAAUCGGGUGAUACUUGUGAUUUGGGUCCUCUUAGAACUGUCAUACUUUUACCUACUUGUGUGAAAGCACUUAAAGAUGAGAAGAAAGGGGGUGGGAUUCUGAGCUCUAUAACUGAAGAAUUUAUGUCGUCUUCAGUUAAUUGCCAAAUAAGGAGAAGGCGACAUAAAAACAAACAGGGGAGGUCCUUAAGUGGAAGGAUACAGCAUGUUUCACUUGUGAAUAGAGCAUUGCACUACGUGCUUGAGAGAUUGGUUGCUUUGAGAAUUCUAAGUGAGAAGCACCAUGAGAAUUUUUCAAGGGAUGGUCAUAACAGUAAGAAAUGUAUUGAUGCUGGGAUGAAGAAUGGGAAAUCAGAUAUGGCUAAUUGUAGCAAUGCUAAGAAAUACAAAAUUGUUAAUUUGCCACCAGAUGCUAGCCCUCUUUUGGUCUUCAUCAACACAAAGAGUGGGGCUCAAAAUGGGUCUUCUCUUAGGAGGAGACUGAACAUGCUCCUAAAUCCUGUGCAGGUAUUUGAAGUGAGUUCUUCUCAAGGACCUGAGGUUGGUUUGAAGUUUUUUAGUGGUGUGAAGAGCUUCAAAGUUUUGGUUUGUGGGGGAGAUGGUACAGUGGCAUGGGUCCUUGAUGCAAUUGAAAAACAUAUAUUUGAAUCACCGCCGCCUGUUGCCAUUCUCCCUAUGGGAACUGGCAAUGAUCUGUCGAGGGUUUUGCAAUGGGGAAGAGGCUUCUCAAGUAUUGAAGGGCAAGGCGGAUUGAACACAUUUCUAGCUGAUAUCAACAAUGCUGCAGUUACAAUGUUGGAUCGCUGGAAGGUCAAUAUUAUGGAAGAGAACUCAAAUAAUGAGCCAGGCAAAAUAGUACAAUCCAAGUUCAUGCUGAACUAUUUAGGAAUCGGAUGUGACGCAAAGCUUGCUUAUGAAUUUCAUACCACUCGUCAAGAAAAACCUGAAAAGUUCUACAGUCAGUUUGUGAAUAAAUUGCGGUACGCAAAAGAAGGUGCCAAAGAUAUAUUGGAUAGAACUUGCGCUGAAUUGCCGUGGCAGGUUUGGCUUGAAGUUGACGGAAAAGACAUUGUGAUUCCAAAGGAUACAGAGGGUUUGAUUGUACUCAACAUAGGCAGCUAUAUGGGGGGCGUAGACCUUUGGCAAAAUGAUUAUGAGCAUGACGAUUCCUUUUCUCUUCAGUCCAUUCAUGACCAAAUGCUUGAGAUUGUCUGUGUUUCUGGAGCUUGGCAUCUCGGCAAACUACAGGUAGGACUUUCACAGGCAAGGAGGUUGGCUCAAGGGAGAAUUAUACGGAUACAUGCUUCUAGUUCGUUUCCUGUCCAAAUAGACGGGGAGCCUUUUAUUCUUCAGCCAGGUUGCUUAGAGAUAUCACACCAUGGACAGGUGUUUAUGUUCAGGAGAGUUUCGAGCCCACAAGAUCCAAUAGGACAUGCAGCUGCAAUUAUGAUGGAAGUAUUGGUUGAUGCUGAGUGUAAAGGCCUUAUUAAUGCAACUCAGAAGAGAUUUCUUUUACAGCAGAUGGCACUUCAACUCUCUUGAUUUCUUCAGUAUAUACAUUUCAUUCGAUUCCAUUCCAUUCCACCAUCAACAAACCAUCGGUUUAAUCCUCUCGUCUCUUCUUCUUAGAUCCUUUUAACACUUGAUUAUUAGGUGCCAGCAGCUCAGCUGUCAAAGGUUUAGUUAACUUGGAUUUUGGAUCACCCUAAUCUUUAAGGAAAGGUGAGGGAGUUUUGAUUUCAUUUUUGUAAGCCUGUGUUUUAUGUAAUAUAUAUAUAAAUGGCAGUUUUGAUGAUUAAAAUGCAUAUAGAGAGAAAAAUGAGAAAGGAGGACAAUAUAUUGUUAUAUAGAGAAUGUUGUUAAACACUACUUGUUAAGUAUGAUCAGUGUUCAUUAUAUCUAGCAAUGAAUGAAUUCUUUUUA
Messenger RNA from Impatiens glandulifera, 2901 nucleotides. Its product is annotated as diacylglycerol kinase 2. The record is from RefSeq and is a predicted model, not a curated record. The coding region runs from base 367 to 2520 and encodes 717 amino acids. The transcript has 8 exons. Lineage: Eukaryota; Viridiplantae; Streptophyta; Magnoliopsida; Ericales; Balsaminaceae. Gene Ontology annotation, molecular function: ATP-dependent diacylglycerol kinase activity.